This is a messenger RNA of Aspergillus novofumigatus IBT 16806, 951 nucleotides long. Its product is annotated as S-adenosyl-L-methionine-dependent methyltransferase. NCBI's taxonomy places the organism in Eukaryota, Fungi, Ascomycota, Eurotiomycetes, Eurotiales, Aspergillaceae. Bases 151 to 951 code for a protein of 266 amino acids. Gene Ontology annotation, molecular function: S-adenosylmethionine-dependent methyltransferase activity. The record is from RefSeq and is a predicted model, not a curated record. The transcript is spliced from 4 exons.
AAAAAUUGGAUCUGCAAGUUUCUAGUUCUAGCCGCUCCUCGAAUUUGUAGACAUCAAUUCAUAAAUUUCGAUUCCUUCCUUCUUCCUCACCACCUAGGUUGUUUUGGAUCUCAGUUCUCUCGUUGCCACUUCGGGCAAGGAAUACAUGCAAUGGCACAUCCAGAACGCCUUCAGACCCAAGAGGGAAAGACCCGUUUGGUAAAAUAUUUCGAGAGCCAGUAUGUUGGCGAUCAUAGUGCCGCAUGGUCGAAUCUUUGGGACACAGAUAACAGUGAUAUGUGGGAUCGAGGUAAACCGUCACCUGCGCUUAUCGAUCUUGUCGAGCGAAAUAAGGAUUUCUUCAACCCGAUUACAGCGGAUGGACGGCGGAAAAGAGCCUUAGUACCUGGAUGUGGCAAAGGCUACGACGUUGUGAUGCUUGCUCUUCAUGGUUUUGACGUGUACGGGCUCGAAGUCUCCGCAACCGGGACUUCUGUCGCCAAAGAGUACGCCAGCAAGGAACUUCAGAGUCCGCAGGCGUACAAUUUCGGGGUCGGCUGGGAAAAUACCUCCAAACAGGGCACGACAUCGUUCAUCCAGGGCGACUUUUUUGAAGCAGAUUGGGAGGAAGGCAGGAAAUUUGAGAUGAUCUAUGAUUACACCUUCCUCUGUGCUCUCCAUCCGACCCUGCGUUCCAAAUGGGCCUCGCGAAUGGCGGAUCUUCUGGUCCGCGGCGGCAUGCUUAUUUGUCUCGAGUUUCCCUUGUUCAAGGACCCAGGGCUUCCGGGACCUCCAUGGCCGUUACAGGGUGUGUAUUGGAAUCUGCUGGCGGACGGUGGUGAUGGAAUGGUUCUCGACAGGGGAAAAUCAUCUGAGCAGGGAUCGUUUACGCGAGUAGUCUACUUCAAACCAGAGAGAUCGUAUGAAAGUGGGAGAGGGACAGAUAUGCUGAGCAUUUAUGUCAGAAAAUAA